AAAACUUGUUUUCGCGAGAAAACUUGUGAGGAAGCAUUCGGAAUGAGUAUUUUGAUUGCAAAAUUGUCAUUUAAAUAGAUAAGAAACCGUGAAUCUGUGAAUUGUUUCAGUGGUGUUAUUGUAUACAGCUUAGUAAAAGGAAACCCAAAUUCCAAGUGGAGCUGUUAAAGAGACUGCUAGCCAUGGCGGGCCCGUCCGACGGGGAUCCCGACGGAUGGGUCGAGUUCUGUGAGCGUCAGGCCAAAGCCGCCGCUCCGGAAUUCGCCAGGGCUGCGUAUUGGAAAUACGUUCAGAGUAGUGCCACAGACCCCACCUCCCGACCCAGCGUAUCCCACAAAGAUCUUCUAAAGAAAUUUGUUGACAGUUUUUCCGACCAGUUCGAGAUAGAAAUUGGUAAACUAAAAGCGCAACACAAGGUCCCGAACGGGACGCACACAGGACACGAUGAAAGCGAUUAUUCAGAGGACACCGACUCGCCCAAGACACAGCACAAGCCAUUCUUCAGAAGAUUAUCAUUUAAAGGACUUAGAAGAGGGAAAGGUCUGUUUCACAAACAGCAUUCGGACGAGGUUGAAUUAUCGUCUAAUUUGAACAAACAGAGUAAGACUAAGCUAGCCAAAAUAGUAGUAGAAUGUAGGAAAGAAGGUUUGGUUAAUUAUUUAACUCCUGAAAGUCUGGAGCAGCCCUCCGGUCCGCAAAAAUGGGAGAAAUGCAGACUAGCACUAGUGAAAACUGUUGGGGGUUAUAUGUUAGAAUUUUACUCCCCACCGAAAGCUCAGAAGCCCAGGAGUGGAGUGUUCUGUUUUCUCAUAUCAGAGGCGAGAGAAACUACAGCUUUAGAAAUGCCGGACCAUGAAAAUACUUUUGUAUUGAAGGCCGACAACAACAUGGAGUAUGUAAUAGAAGCUGCCGAUGUAGACGACAUGAAGUCCUGGCUAGCCACAAUCAAGUACUGCAUGCGAUCAGCACCCACGACGCAACCGCCACCUGACGCGCUACCCGGCCUACCUGAACCGGCGCCGCCUGAUCUGCCGCCGAGAAGAGAUCUACCUGCUAGCACUAGUAAUGCUGACUUAGCUACUGAUACUCCUGAAGAGGCUGAAUUAGGUUCAAUAGCAGAAGAAGCGUGCACGGCGCGCGUGUCGCUGGCGGAGUGGCCGUGGUUCCACGGCACGCUGGCGCGCGCGGCGGCGGCGGCCGGCGUGCUGGCGGGCGGCGCCGCCGCGCACGGCUGCUACCUCGUGCGCCAGUCCGAGACCAGGCAGGGGGAAUACGUGCUUACGUUUAAUUUCCAGGGCCGCGCCAAACACCUGCGUAUGACGCUUAGCGAGACCGGCCAGUGCCGGGUCCAGCACCUCUGGUUCCCCAACGUCCACGACAUGCUGGAGCACUUCCGGGCGCACCCCAUCCCGCUGGAGUCCGGCGGCGCGGCCGACGUCACGCUCACGGAGUACGUGGUCAGCGCCGCCAGCGACAACCGACAACUGGGCGUAACGCACGGGAGCGACGUGAGGAUGCGCCGGGCGGAGCUGGAAGCCCUGCUGGUCGCCAGCGGAGCGCCACACGACCGCGCCGUCGACAAUCAAUAUAGCUUCGUGUAAAAUUCGGACAGACAAGGAACACCAUUUUAUAUUAUAUUACACAUGUAUACGCUCCCCGUUUAAAUCUAGUAAAUAUUAUCCCUAUAAACGCCAAAGGCAUCAACUGACGCGCGCAUCUACAUCUACAGCCAACAUCGUCCUUCGUACAUUGCGAGAAGGUUCAUGACUACUGUUGGUAGGAACUCGAGUUUUUUGAGUCUGAAUUUGAAGAACUCUACUCGUUUUUACGAAACUCGGCGCUUAAAAAACUUCCGAGUCUUUUAAGUCCCGAGGCGAGUCAUUUAUUGAGUCUUUUUUAAAAGAGCUCAAAAGGACUCGAGCCUCCGAAUAGAGACUCCGUCAACAAUUUCAUAGGUUUAACCUAAAUAAAAGUAAAGAAAUUUUGUUUUAUUGUAUUAUUUGUGUGCUAUAUAACUGACUUAUUACUUAAAGACAAAGUAUUUCGAAAAUUUGCAAACAAUAAAUUUGGAGUUCUCUGAAAAGACUCGAGUCUCUAACAAGUUGAAAAUAACUCGAGUUAA
Messenger RNA from Cydia pomonella (codling moth), 2122 nucleotides. It is a transcript of the gene Lnk, whose product is annotated as SH2B adapter protein 1. Gene Ontology annotation, cellular component: plasma membrane. Lineage: Eukaryota; Metazoa; Arthropoda; Insecta; Lepidoptera; Tortricidae. Gene Ontology annotation, molecular function: transmembrane receptor protein tyrosine kinase adaptor activity. The transcript is spliced from 5 exons. The record is from RefSeq and is a predicted model, not a curated record. The coding region runs from base 183 to 1601 and encodes 472 amino acids. Gene Ontology annotation, biological process: intracellular signal transduction.